GUAAUGCCAAGUAAUAUAGCACAGAGCGCAGAAUGCGUGAGACCUGGAAGGUCUGAAAAUGGCAAAGGAAUGUGUUGAUUUAACACUGAAAUAUCCAUUAAAUGAUGGAAAUUUCAUUCCUGUUUUAGGACUUGGAGUAAGUACGUAUACGAUGUCCAAGGAUGAUGUCGGGGGAACUUCUCGGUCAGUCAGUAUUGCUUUGAAACAAGGAUAUCCUAUGAUUGAUACAGCGGAGAUCUACAAGUAGGUUCAAAUUUGCAAGCAAAUUUGUUCGUUUAGGAAACAACUCGUGUUAUGUCCCUUAAUUACGUUGUUUACAUUGUAUAAUCGAAUUCGCGGUUCGCCUGAAUUCCUGCCAAGGCAAGGGGUAAUCAGAAAUCACCAACUUUAAUAAUAUUGUUGUGUCAUAUUGAAAUUAGCUAUUAAAUUAUGUGCCCAGGUAUUUCAGGUAAAUGUCCGAUAAGUUUGAUUGAAAAUCAGGUAACAAUUGUGUCUGAAAUCGGGGAAGAAUUAGCAUUUAUACUAAAAUAUUUGAGAGAAUGAAAAAUCUAAUGUGCAGAAAAAGUUUUUAUAUAUAAUGUACAGAAAAAUUUUUCAUUGACUGUCAAAAAGUUAGAUAUUUUCAGGUAAAAUUAUUAAUUAACAACCCCCCCCCCUUCCCAAAGGAAGACUGCUUGCAAUGGCCCAAGGUGGGAGCAUUAAUAGAUAUGGAAUUUCUUCAAUGGAGGAUGAGCCCUCCAUGAACCAGCCCAAGACCUGCUCCGUGGAUUUUAAGUUGUAGUGAAUUCUCCAUUAUUUCCGCUUCUGGAAAGUAUGUCAUCGUGGCUAUUGAGCCUCAUUUUCAUGAUUGAUAUGUUCAUAGUUAAUAGAGGACAUAUUAACUAUGAUAUGUUAGACUUGAAUGAAUGUCAUAUACAUGAAAACGAGGCUGUAUAGCCAAAGUGACAUACUUUCUAAAAGGGUGUGUUGUGUAAUCACAAUUUUACUGAUACCAUGGGAAAUAGGCCAACUGAUCUAGCUAGGAACUCACAUGCUGACAACCCAGCCAAGUCUUUCAGGAGUGAAAGAUGAAUAUUGAAUACUGGGUUUUCAAUAUUGGUGUAGGAUGAAUGGAGUUGCCCCCCCCCCCCCCUGCACCACGUUGACGGGUUUUUAACAAUUUUUAAAAAGAAGAAAUUUUAGAGGUAGGAAUAUUAAACAUACUUAAGGAAAAAUAUUCCUUUUUUCCGCCUGAGUUAUCUGGGAUGAAAUAAGGUAUAUUUGUCCAAUAUGUAAUUGCAUUUUGCUGAGAACUUUGUUCCAACAAAGAAAAUUGAAAAAUCACAUAUGCACAGUUUCAAUAAGUUUUGAAAUUCCAUGAUAAAGAAAUAUGUCAAGCAUUGAAAUGUAGUUUAUGUUUCAAUAAACACUUUUAUAAAUUUAGGACAAUAAAGCAACUGCAUUUUACAAGUAGGAAUGCAAGUCAGAAAAGUGUUGGGGCCAAUACUGAAUAUAUAACGACUGCAAAUAACACUAUUCUAUGCUCCUGAAAUAUUUAAACCAUGCAUGAUCUUUAAUCAAUACCUAUCAAGUUGCAUUAAUGUGCCCUAAUGCACCCUACUUGUAAACUCUGUCUAACAGCAGACAAUUUUACUUAUCAAGGGGAGAGCGCUAGUCCUGAAUGCAUGCAGGGUUAAUGGGCUUACUUCUGCCCGGUUACCCAGGUUAGCAGAGUAAAUGUAAACUAUCAUGAUAAUUUUAACGUCAACUCAUUUAGCUAGGGCCAACUUGUUUAAGUGGGACAAAGUUUUUGUAAAAAAAUUGCAGUCUAGUAAUUGUUAUAAAUAUCUAUAAUAUAAAUAAAUGUGUAUAUAAAUGUGUACACAAGUAUUGUGAUAAGUGAUGUCAGUGGUAAUUUAAAUAGCAGCCCUGAUCCUGUCACAUUCAUACUUUCUGCAUAUUCACAGUAACUCCUUGAAAAGUGUCAAUUCCUGCAUAUUUACAGUAUCUCCUUGAAAAGUUCAGAUCAAUGGUUACAAACUUAUAGCGGUUACAAUUUGAUUGUGUUGACUGAGUUUUAAAUCAGAUCAAUUAUUAACUUUGGGACAUCAGCUGUAAAUUAAGUCAUGGAAAAAUAAAUCUAAAAAUAUCUAGUGUUGCUGUAUAUAUCAGUAUCAUAAAUGUAAUAUGUAAAGGCAAUUGAUUCACAAUAUGGUGGCCCAUAAACCUGGUUUACAGGGUCGUAAAGGUAUGUGUCCAUGAACCAUGUGCACAGGAUGGUGAGGUGGUCCAAUGCUCCGUGGACCAGGUGCACAGGGCAGUAAGAUGUUCAGUAAGGUUGACUUUGUCCGGGUGGAAUGGACUUGCCAUGUGAUGGUAAGUAAGGUGGUCCAUGAACCAGGUGCACAUGAUGGUAUUGGUGGUCCAUGGACCAGAUGCAGAGGGAUGUUAAGGUAGUCCAGGGUGCUCUAAAACACAAGCAGGGAAACAUGCUCAUAGUGCAUUGACUGUAUCUGAUAUGGCAGGGGAUUGGAAGUCAAAUGCACUUGCAUGCAUGUUAUAAUAAUAAUACAUAGAAUUUCUAUAGCGCCAAAUCUACAGUACUCUAAGGCGCUUUACAUUCAUAUCGCAUUUAAACAAAAAUGUGACCUAAACCUAAUUUACUUGUAAGAAAGUUAAAAAAGUGCGUUUUUAAACGUCGUUUAGAAGUGCUAAAACUCGGUUCAAGUUUCAAGCUGUCUGGUAAGUUGUUGUGAGAAAAGAAAGAAAGAAAGGAGAAAUGGCAGAAAAAUGUGAAAUAUUUUAAGAGGAAACCAUCCCUACACAGCAGGAAAGAAUUGCUGUCUUUAAAUGAAAAAUAUCACUUAAUCCUGAAUUAAUUGACAAUCAAUGUCUCAUGUUUGGUACCUAUGUAAAGUCAGAUUUAGCAAACCAAGGAAAUUCAGACAAAAUGCUGGGGAAAAUCAACAAAAUUCGGGCAAAUAUAUCAGAACAUAUGUUAAAUUACAGCUAUUCUAUGAUUACAAACCUUUAUGAUUAUUUUAUCCUUACAAAUUCGGAUAAACUUUCUAGUGCCCCCCCCUUCCACCUAGAAAGGAUUCGCCCCGUAUGCUUAUGAUUUUUUCGCUUACUCAAAAGGCUACUCACUCAGUAGUCACCUGAAGAUGCUUAUAAGGUGAAACCAGCUAUAGGGCGCUGUUUAACACAUGAUUUUAGAGCGCCCCACACGUGGAAACUACAGUAAAAGGGAUGACGAUUUCGAGAUGAUGGUGGGGUAACUGAUUGAUAAGCAAAAAUUGGGUAUAUAAUAUGUAGUGAAGGUUGCAGUUUAUAUUAUUUUAAGGUUUGUGAUAGUUGUGCUUCAAAUGAAUUGGUUUAAAUCCUAUUUAAGCCAUUGUUAAAUGCGAACUUCUUGCCACUCUGAACUGACUGAUCCUCUCACGUGUGAAACUGGUGUUCCACAAGGCAUACAGUAUCCUUGGACCGUUUCUGUUCAUAAUAUACAUCAAUGAAUUAGCCAACGUACUGGCACACUCAAAUAUCUCUUUUUAAUAUUUUUGCACCAGUGAAUAUGACAAACCCUACAACCUGAUUGGUCAAAUUUGACGUAUUAAGAUGUUAUAUUCACCUACAGGUGAAUGAAACAAAACUGAAAUUUGCAAAAUGGUAGCUCUAGCCAUUUUGUGGAAGUUUACUGAUAAAGAAGAGAAAUUAAAAUAAAUUCAGUACACAAAACACAAAAGACUUGUGUAAAAAUACUAAAACAAUUAUUCGCCUCAAGCUCGGUGAUUAUCGGGCAGGUGAAUAUUUCCCGAUAAUCACCUCACCUUUGGCGAAUAAUUGUUAAAUAUGCCGAUGAUGCCAUAUUGUAUUACUACUCCACUCCCAUUAAAGAUUUAAAGCAAAAGCUUAAUGCUGAUCUUCUGAAAAUUGGUGAUUGGUUAAAGGCACAUAAACUGACACUAAAUAUAAAGAAAACUAAAGCUAGGGUUAUUGGAAGUGGAAGAAAAUUCAGAAACCUGAUUUCAGCCUCCGUUAAAGUACAUGAUGAAGAAAUAGAAACAGUUCAGCAGACAGCAGUACACACACCUUGGAUUCAUCUUUGCAGCAAACAUGACAUGGUCAGCGCAUAUAGACCACCUUUGUGCUAAAGUCAAUAAGCAGUCGGGUCUGCUAAAGUGAAUUAAGCAUCUCCUUCCACGCUAUGCAAGAAUUCUCUAUUACUGUUUGACCAUGGAGAUCUUGUAUGGGGAAACAAAAAUAACUGUACACUGAUGCAAAAUCUGCAAAUUAAAAUUCUUCAAACUAAAGCAGCCAAGGUAAUUUUGGAUCGACCACCUUUUUCGUCUGCUACUGAAGCUCUUAGAACUCUGGGAUGGAGGGAUCUUUCCCAGCAAAGACUGAUUAUCAUAGGUGCAUGCCUUUAUAUUUUUAAAUGCGAUAAUGCAAUGACUUUUUCUGACUUGGAUUUGACUCGAGUCUCGGAAAUACAUGAACACAAUACUCGAUCCAAAAACAGUUUGCGUUUGCCAAGAGUCAAAAGAAACUGGGACAAAUAAAGACUAGCGUGCCAUGUUUGCAAGGAUUGGAAUAGUCUUAGCGAAACCGUGAGGAACUCUGAGAGUCUUUCUCAGUUUAAAUUAUAACUUUUUAUAUACUUUUACCCUCAGAAGAUAUAGAUUUUAAUAUGCCUAUACAUUUUAAUAUCUUAUACUACGAUAAAUUAUCAUGUAUAUAAUCAAUUCGUCUACAGGGCCUUCCUGAAAAUCACGCUGGUGAGAAAGGUUUUUGUCAAUAAAGAUUAUGAUUAUUUAUUUAUUUAUUUACUUAAAUUCAUGAAGACCAUGAAGAGUCACGGUCCAUGUGAUGGUAGGGUGGUUAACUUCUGGUGGUCUGUAGGAUGGUAAUGUGGGCCAUGUGAUGGUAAUGUGAUCCAUGGCCAGGUGCACAGGGUGGUAAGGUGGUCCAUGUAUGGACCAAGCCAAUAUUCUGAUAAGUUGUUCCAUGGAUCAGGUCCACAGAGUGGUAGGGUCAGUGUUAAGUCAUACUAUCGGUGAUAAUAUGGAUGUAAGAUUUGUGGCAGCUAAGGAUAGCAGGGGCCCAUUACUCGUCUAAUCUGCUGCAUGCUCUCACUUUCAGAAACGGAAUAUACGUGAUUAUGGAGAGCCUAUUUUGAAAAUGUCAGUGCAUCUAUGAUUGUCUAUAAAAAACAUCAGUGCUGGAUGUUCCAGUGUUUUUGAGAUUGUAAUCAUUACCCAAAAGCACUGUUGAAUCGACUUACUGUCUUCUACACUAAUGCGAAAGGCAUUGCUUGAUUAAUGGAGAGAUACACACUGCAAUAUUGUCCAAUAUUUAUAAGUUAUGAUGCAGACUAAAAUAUAUUUUAGAUCGCCAUGCAUAAAAAUGCAUAAUGUUUUACACACUUAGAAAUGAGGAGGAAGUUGGUCAAGAAAUUAAAAAAUCAAACCUGAGAAGAGAACACGUGUACGUUGUGACAAAACUUUGGGAACAAAAUGGAUAUGAAUAUUGUUUGAAAGCAUUUGAUGCAAGUCUGAAGCGGUAUGUAAAGGUUGCCCUUCAGUCACGUUUGGCUAUGUGAACCGUAGCCUGAGACGCAUACUCAAUGAACGGUAUACAGAGUCUGCUAAUCCACAACGGAAAGCUUGUGUGGUGACGUAGACAAUGACGAAUAAAUGGCCUUUGAUGACUGCUGAUCAAUUAAUUAUGCAGAAAUAAUUUAAAAUUUUGAUGUGUUGCAUGAGUCACAUCAGGCAGAAAAUUUUCUUUGAUCAUUGGCAUCACAUACCGAACAAACUCUAGGACGUAUUACACCCUCUCAGAGCAAUGUUUAUCUCAGCUUUAAUAUCCAUGAGCUAGCCAUAAGACUCAAAACUGAACAGGAACAAUAAUUCAUAGUGAUUUUUAGUGAAUGUUUCGAAAUCACUAUAUAUUAUUAUAAUUAUAAACAACUUCGAAUGAUCAUUAUAGAACUACCCAAAAGAAAAAAAUGUGCUGAUUUCCUUAGUUUAUUUUACUCAUGAGUUAUUAUACAGGUAACAACAUGACGAAGUUACAUAGUGAAUUGGCGCAUUCUCUAUUGACAGGUUGGAUAUGGAUUAUGUGGAUCUUUACCUCAUGCACGCUCCUAUUGGUGAUCAUUUAUUAGAGACGUAUGAUGCAUUUUUGGAAUUGAAGGAAAAAGGUUUGGCAAAGUAUGUUAAAUUAUGUUAAAUUAUUAUCUGCGUCAUCAUUAUUAUCGAUAUUGAUUAUCAUAAUAGACGAUAUAUUUUGUGUGAAACAGCAGAGUGGUUCCCUUCGUUUUCCCAGUGAGGGUGAUAUACAGACUAACAUCCCGCAAAAGUAUCGUUAAAACUGUAAAAAACUAUGUUUCAAACAGUUUAACUAUGUUCUUCAACAGGUUCAGUUGAGUGUUAAAAUAACCUAAUGAAGAACAGUUAAACCGUUUGAAACAUAUUUUUUUAAUAACGUUUAAUCGCGAUUGUCCCAUUUGAAAUGAUUUUCAAUAAAUUUUAAAUAUUAAAGGUACAAGUUCAGGGUGUUAGCCAGAAGUAAAAAAAAAUCCGCGUUUACCUGAAAUUGGGAAAUUUCUGUUAGUGUACCAUUUUAGGGACCGGUCAUUAUUUAUGGCGGGGGGUGGCACCGAAGAGAAAAAGGUUGGGUAAACUAAAUUUUGAGUAAGUAAAAGGUUGGGUAAAUGAAAAACAAAACAACUCAAGGGUUGGGUAAUAAAAAUUUAUUGUCAUUUCCAAAGCAUGACCCACUGAAAUAUUGGAGACUGAAAAGCAAUGUCAACAGUCAUUUGUCAAUACAAUAUGUGAAUCAAUCAGAGUCACUAUCUUCACCCGAUAGUUCGACAAAACAAAUUGUGUUUCCAAAGAAAGUACAUGUGCAGACAACAUGAAACUUUAGACUGCAGAAAAUUUCACAAGCCAUUAUCAAACUCAUGUCACUGAAGUGAUAAAGGACAUGUAUGACAACUGAAUGGUAUCCUUUUGUUAAGUUUUUGGCCAGGGGUGGGUAGUUAUUUUUUAAUUGAUAUUUGAGGUUGGGUAAUCAAAUUUUUGUCUUUUUAAUGGUUGGGUCAGCAAAAUGUUUGACAUGGAAAACAUUUCUCUUCGGUGCCACCCCCUGCCAUAAAUAAUGACCGGUCCCUUAGGGGUACAAAAAUUUUUCCGGACAUAUCAAAAUUUUUCGCGACAAUUUUUGUCUUUGAAAUGGCAUUUCCCGCAUUUUGGGAGUAAUUUUGAGCAAAUGUAGUUAUGAACAUGUUUUUAAUGGCGUAUUAACAACAUAUUGACGGCAAGAUGGACGGCAAGAUACGGUACUGGUCUAUUGUCAGAUGUAAAAAAAAAUAAUUGAAUUUUUAUGCUAUUUUUUGGCUGACCCAAAUUGGGAAAUUGCGACCUCAAGGUAAUUGGGAAAACCGCGUUUAACGCGGAAUUUUUGACUGUAGCUAACACCCUGAAGUUUCAGAAACCGUAUCAUUGAUUAUCAUCAUUAACUCAGGAAUGGAUUUACUGGGGGUGUGCACUCCCUAGCCCUGGCCAGAGGGGGUGCAGGGGGUGCUAUUUUUCAGGAUAAAGCAAAAAAGUAUUAACAUGAUGAUAUUAAGUGAACUGUGAACAACAAUUACAAUUCAAAUACAGUAGUCAAGCAAGUACUGCUGUAUGUUGAUGGGCGGGCGGCGUACAUGACCGACACAACUUACCAGAUCUGGCAGAUCAGCACCAGAUCUGGCAGAGCACCCCCCCCCCCCGCACCACCACCACCACCAGAUUAUGCUGGAUCCAUCCCUGCAUUACCUCUUAUUAAUUAACUUCGUUCGCUUAGAUCCAUUGGUGUAUCAAACUUCAACAUAGCUAUGCUGGAAGGUCUACGUAAAGCUGGAAAACCAACACCUGCUGUAAAUCAAAUAGAAAUACAUCCUUACAUGAGAAGAGACGAGCUCGUGCAAUAUUGUCGUGACCAUGGCAUACAUGUAACGGCAUUUUCACCACUGACAAAAGGCAAGAAGUUAAAAGAACCUGAUAUGAUCACUAUGGCGGAAACGUAAGAUAU
Paramuricea clavata is the source of this 8058-nucleotide messenger RNA. NCBI's taxonomy places the organism in Eukaryota, Metazoa, Cnidaria, Anthozoa, Malacalcyonacea, Plexauridae. The record is from the annotation of a GenBank genome assembly.